CCAACGCGACCAUUGUUUAUCUUCUUCUUUUAUAUAUGUCCCUUUCUAUAAAUAUUCAUAUAUAGCAAGAAGAGAAAAGUCGUAUAUAUUUCAUUCAUUUAUAGCCAGCCCAUAUAGAACGGUCUAGAGAGAGGAUUAAUUGAUGGCUGGCUUGCAAAGAUCUGCCGUGUCUUUCAGGAGGCAGGGUUCCUCAGGGCUUGUAUGGGAUGAUAAGCUUAUCUCAGGAGAGCUAAACAAAGUCAACCAAAAACAAGAACACGAAGAACAAGAGCUACAGCAUGAUCAGAAGACAGAUAUCAAGCUAGAGAACGAUGUCAGACCAACUUCAAGAUCAUCAACGCCCAGCAUCACCAUUGAGAGAAGUCGAUCCAACGGUGGACAACGUGGCUACCGCACCGGCAGGGUGUCUCCGGCAAUAGAGCCUCCCUCUCCAAAGGUGUCUGCAUGUGGGUUUUGUGGUGCUUUCGGAAAACCAGCAAAGAAUCGUCGGAAAAAAGCAGGUAAGGGCAGAUCCCGAUAGUUCUCGUUAUUUCCAUGGAAUAUUCCGGUGGAAAUGAGGUGUGGUUAUUUAUAGUAUGGGUAUAUUCAUACAGGUUUGUAGAUUUAUUAAAACUCGUCAGUUCAUCUCAAUAAAGUGAGAUAUAGGAAUUUUUAGAAGAGAGAAAAAAAAAAGAAAAAAAAGAGAGUUAUGGAUUGCAUUUUUGUUUGGUUAAUUUAUCGUGGCAGUCUAUUGUCUUUUGCUUUUUACAUGUUUAGGCUUUAGGUAUGUUUUCUUGUCUUGGUGCUUCCACUUAUGUGUAUAUGGUCGAGUACUUGAGGAUUAUUAUUAUUAUUUUUUUUUU
Populus euphratica (Euphrates poplar) is the source of this 842-nucleotide messenger RNA. RefSeq lists its product as uncharacterized. The record is from RefSeq and is a predicted model, not a curated record. Lineage: Eukaryota; Viridiplantae; Streptophyta; Magnoliopsida; Malpighiales; Salicaceae. The transcript has a single exon. The coding region runs from base 143 to 520 and encodes 125 amino acids.